Messenger RNA from Xyrichtys novacula (pearly razorfish), 10263 nucleotides. Lineage: Eukaryota; Metazoa; Chordata; Actinopteri; Labriformes; Labridae. The record is from the annotation of a GenBank genome assembly.
ACGUGACGGUUGGAAAAGGAAUGCCAACAUGGACCCGUGGCAAGGACGGGAUGUGAGUGUGCUACGACAAUAACACGACGAAGGAGAAGAGAUACGAGCAGGAUUUCAAAACCCGUCGACGGUGCUGCUCUUCCUCACCGAGCCUCCUUCGAAACAUACACGGUAGGUUGAGCCGAGUAUCCGGGAUCCUCCUGUACGGAUCCUCCGGAGAGACGGAGGAGUAUAAAUAGAACAUUUUUUGACCCAGCCGAACUUGAGACUCGUGGAUUACUGUGGAGGGGCGCUCGCAUUCAGGCGGAUUAGCAUGUGAUCGAUCCCUUCUUCCGUGUAAACACAUUCAGGGGGACGAUUUAUCCGCUUUCGGGGACCGAUUGUGGGCUCGUGGUGAGUUCUCUUCGACAUACGGCGAUGGGCGCGUCAGUGCGGGCCGUGUUUACCCAGCGCCUUGUUCGUGCACUGUGUGGAGUAUGAGGCCCUGCUGCAACAUGUGCCUGACCGUCUGACAGCAGCUCCAAACAUCCUUUUACAUAAGCAGAGGGGAAGUUCCCCUCCACUGUUCAGACUCAGGUUUCAAACUGAAGAGCUGCGGACGUCAAAGAGGUCUUUCUUUACUACGACCCUCUAAGUUUAACUUUUAGUUUAACUCUAGUUUGCAACCUUUUUUAUAUUGAUGUUUUCAAUCUUCAUAACUUGCCAGAUUUGACAAACCCACAGAUCUGUGACUUCAAACCUAAACAACUCCAAUGUUAGGCGAUUAAAGGAGUUCUUGUGGUCAACAGAUUAGGGGCGGGACAUGUGGAUUGGUAACAGAUCUGACUCAUGCAACCACAGGAGCAGAUCUGGAGCACUGGCAUUCAGAGACAGAGUAUUUACACAUGCCUACUCAUUGAGUGAUAAAUAAAAGUAGAGGAAGAUAGUUCACAAGAUUUUAAAGAGGUGUGGACAGAUGUUGAUGUUUUAGUAAAUGAAUACAACUCUUAACAGUUUAAAUCACUGCCUCACUAUUUCAUGACUCCAUUCAGGUACAGUAUUUUUGCCUGAUGGGGUCAUUUAGUAUUGUUCCGUUAUUGCGGUGUUGUAUCAUUAGCCCCGUUUAUAUGGGUAGUUUUCCUCAAUCUGAUUAAAAUCAGUCGGAUUAAGUGAAUCUGAUUCCAUCUGUAUACAUGAACUUUAAGGAAAGAGAUCCACAUUCAAUCCACGUUUGCAUGGCCCUAGCUGAAUCCGAUUGAUUGUAGAAAGAUGGAUCCGCGUCGUGUUUUGUUGGGGACGCUUAUUGUGUUGUGGUACAACAGUUUUUCUGUUUGUUCGCCAUGUUUGUUUUGGGUUGGGCGCGCUCUGCGUACGUCACUACGUGCCUCUUACGUACUACGUAGUGCCUGCGCAGACCGAACAAGCCUCUCUGUAAACCCAAUCCGCUCCACUCAGCUGUAUAUAUGGAGCAUGGAGCGGAUUAUCAAUCGACGUAGACUACCUCUUACAAUCCGACCCAAAAUACAAUCAGAUCCGGGUGAAUCAGAUUGGCUAAGGUGUUGAUAUGAGACAUUUAGACCCAUGUAAACGGGGCUAUUGUAUAGCUGUGUUGUGAGUAGGGCUGGACAGUGGGAAAAAGUUUAUCAUGAUGUAUUUUUUUUCAUAUCAGCCGAUAUCGAUAUAUAUUGCGAUAUAAAAAAUGAAAUUUAACAGUACUUAUUGGUAGCUUGUCUUUUGAAAUACAAUAAGCUACUGCAUCUGCAAGGUCCUUGUGUCUCUUUGACGUUUUGUCAUAAAGCAUUGCGCUAGAGAAAGUGGACUGAAUGGUCGGCCAUGGCCAUGCUCCGUUUGGGGUUUGUAACUAGGGAUGUACGCGGUUAUUCGUGUAAACGGGGCUGUCCUUACUAUCCGUUUAGUAAAUAAUAUUCAUUCGUUUGCGUCACAUGCUAAAGUGCUAUGGUUGCAUGUAGCUGCGGCCUGCUACUACGCAGUUGUUUGCUCUUCGGCUCUAAUUCAACACAUAAUUGUUUCAGCACAAAGCGGACCUGGAGCAACUCCCCUUUUCAGUGGCUAUUCAUAUAGUCUACCAAAACGCGGCAGAAUGCCAACUAUUGAAAAGCAUAUUGACCAUGUUUCAUAUCGAUAUCGAGGGAAAUUAAUUUUAAAUAUGAAUCAUUAUCGUUUUGUCGCCCAGCCCUAGUUGUGAUCAUAUGACAUCCUUCAGAAAUGAUGCAGAAGUGUUAAAAACUGCAGUUCCACUUUGCGCCAGCUAGAGACUGGCUUCAGAAGCACCAGAAACCACUAACAUAAAAGUCAGAGAAUCAUGAGUUUCCCUGUAAUUCCUCCUCCAACCACCAGGGAUGUCCCAAGCAGCCAAUUCAGACUACAAUCUUAAUGAGACCUGUCAGGAGUGUUUUAUAUUUGAAUAGAUUUGAGCAAAAGUCAGUAAAGCAGUAAUUACACAUGUCUGUAUGACCACUGGUGCUCAAAAGCUUUGCUUUCAGGUUAGCCGUUUUUUUUAAGGGAUAUUCCAGCGUAAAAAUGAGUUAGGAUUAAACACACAGUGACACUGAGUUAGACACCCUGUCGAGAGAUGAAUGUUGCCGAUCGCUAGCGUUCCCCCGCUGCAGUCGAUGGACUCAUCUGGAUGUCUCAGUACAAACAAGCGGCUGCUGGUAGAGAGUGGGUGAGUUGUGUUUGGUCCUGUACUGUACCUUGGACCCUAUAUGUACUGUUGAAGUUAGUUGCUGUUCUGAGCAUUAUUUGUGGCUAUAGAGUGGCUUUUUGGUUUGAGCGCAUGACACUCUGUAUUGCUAUCCUGCGGUCAUUACUCAAGUUGGUUUAACUAGAGAAGCAAGCGGUCUGCAUCAUUCAUCUCUUGAGGGGGUGUUUAACAAGGUGUUACAGUGUGUUUGACCAUAACUUAAUUUUAAGCCAGAAUAUCCCUUUAAGAUUAAAUGGAUAAAUAUCACUGAGAUUAUGUACAUUAAAACAAGGCUAAUCAACUCUGGUAAUAUGUGUCAUUGCACCACUCUUGAUUUGGGGGAUUUUGUCAGGAUACUUGUAUGUAACUGCAGCACAGAGCAACAUCACAUCAUGUUUCACUUCCUAUGUUGUGAUGAUCUUUGCUGCUGUGGGGUGAGGUGGUGUCUGAAAUGUGGUGUUGUCAGCUGCAUGUCAAGUUUUUAGAUGUCAUAUUGAAUUGAACCCAGCUCUGCUGCAUGCUGCUUGUCACUCUGCAGGCAUUUUAGCCAUGGGGGUUGCUAAUGCUAACUUCUGGUUUGUUUUCACUCUGUUUACAACAGCUGACACUGCUGAUUUGGAUUAAAUAAUCAGCUCAAAUUUCUGAUCCAUUAUCAGUAAAAAAUUGAGGGAAAAAGUUUGGAUUCGCUCUGAACUGAGAUCAGAAAAAUCCCAAGUCACUGAAGGUGUAGGGAUAACCUACAAAAAAAAUAACACAAAAUAACGGAUGGGACAUUUCCCCUUAGUGCUGCCUUAAGUAUGUCGACAAACAUUUUAAAAAAUAGGACGCUUCAUGUCGAAAUGAAGCAUUUGUCUGAGGCUCUGGGCAGAGCUAGAGGCCUGAACCAAAAGUGACAUAAUGAGCAACUUUCUCUGUCCAGAUUUGUCGCUGGCUCGCUGAAUUUAGGGAUGCUUGUUAUUGCAAAUGGGAUCAAGAAUAUGUACGACUCAAACAGCCAAAGGCGAGCGAAGCACGAGGAUCACUUUAUGAGUGAUCGCUGAAGGAGAGUGCAGGAGUAUCUGUAUAUUUUUGGUGCUCACACUGUACAUGUCUUCUAAAUGGAAUAAGAAGAAAGUAGCUCAGUAGCUCUUUGGCCAGUUAUUAUUAAGUUGAUGUUUUGAGCUCUGUUUCUAAAUGUUGGAGAAAAACAUUGAACCAGGACACCUUCUUAAAGUGUCUGCAUCCCCAGAAUAGGUGUUAAAUAUGAACAUUGCAUCGUGGGUUUAUGGGAAGACCUGAGUGUUAAAAAUUUGCUGCUGUUUUGUUACUGUUGUCUCAAGUAAUUAUUGUGAGAAGACUAUAGAUGUAAUAGUUGUGUAGGGUUUUAUUCCACAUGCAUAAAACUUUCAAGUUUAAAAUGUGAGGAAAUAAGCUGCAAUUCAUGCUCAUCAUCUACUUUUCUGACAGGUUAUAAAUCCAGUGUCAUUGAUGCCUUUGCAGGUUUUUGUGAUCCCGCCUCUGGAUAGAGUUUCAGACAACACUCUCUGCUCUGCAUCGGGCCUGGAUCAAUGGUGUCUCUCAGCAGCAGAACGCUGAGUUUGGAGAAUGACCUGUUCAGGGACAGCGGCCUGUUCCCCCUCGACCUGGGAGAUGGCGCCUGCAGCGAGGGGGGCAGUUCAGCCUCCUGCGACAGCCCUGAGGCAGCCGAGCUGGAGGUCAUGCACAUCUGCAGCCCUGGAGAGGAGGAAGAGGAGGAGGAAGAGUAUCAGGAGGAGGAUGAAGAUGAAGGGACGCAGCUUCAGAUUUUCCUGGGAGAAGAAGAAGCUGAGAGUGAGGGGCCGAAAUUGCCAGAGUUCCCUUUUCAUCCCUCCUCCCCGUUCUCCCCAACCCUGGAGGACAUCGAGGAGUUCUUGAGGGAGAAGAUGGAACUGGUGAAAGAGGGGCUGCUGGUCCCCAAAGAAGAGGCCUGCCCCCUACCGUGCAGUCUCACUCCACCCUCUGAUGCACCUCAGUCUGAUCCCACAGAGACUGUCUGUGAUCCUGGGACUAGCUCCUCUCACUGCACUUCAAGUCCAAACACCCCUAAGAAUGAGCUGAACAGCCCCAGCCCGAGUCCAUCUGACCCCUCUCUCGCUGCUGAAGUGAGCCCUUCUCUCUCAGCCUCAACCUCACCUGUGCUUCUGGGCGGUCCGUUGGUCCUCCAGCUCCAGCCCCUCCCUCUGACCCAGUCUCAGACUCCAGCAGGCUCUCCACCUGGGGCCCAGAGUGGCAUUUGGCUCACUCAUCUGGUGAUGGGGCUCCAGGAUGCAACAGGACAAAAUGUCACCCUGCUGGCCCCACAGGUGCCCUCCAACCCCACCACCACCACCCUGCUAGCACUCAACAGCGGAGACAGCAAGUCAGCUGACCACAAGUACGUGAAGAUCGCUCCUUUACCCAUCACUAUGAGGACUCUAGAGAUCACAAGUGUGACAGGGGUCGGAGGUCAGAGCAGCAGUGUGCUGAAGACUGUUGCCCCCAGGGUGACCAGAGUGCCGCCCACAGAGAGGGUCCAUAAGUGCUCGCACCCAGGCUGUGGGAAGAUGUACACCAAAAGCAGCCACCUGAAAGCUCACUUCCGCCGGCACACGGGAGAGAAGCCCUACACGUGUAGCUGGCCAGAGUGCGGGUGGAGGUAUGUGUCAUCAUGUGCUCUGUACACGGUUAAAUCACACUAAGCCAAGGAAUCAGAUUAAUUCAGUGAGCCACACUGGAGGGGAGGGCAGGGGAGGGGAGGGCCGCAAUCUUUAAAUAUUACAAUCCAGGAAGUCCUGUAUGAGUUACAGAUGGGUGAGUUUGAAGAGUUGCAUAACAGAAAAGCUCUGUGCGGCGGCUUUUAACUCGACAAGAAGAGAUUAAACUCCUCAUGAUUUUAAUGAUAAUCAUUCCUCCUUCAGCUCAACGAUCAAUCACUACCUGAAUGUAGAUGCACAUAACUCUGUGGCAGAGCAGGCUCCUGAAUGAUGCAGGAGGCUAACACACAGUGCAGCUUUCAUUCUGGAUAACGCUGCAGCCUUAUGACAGCCUGACAGGAAAUGACAAAUGAAAACCAUCUGUAUUUAGCUCGAUGGCUUCAUCUGUUGAUACUAGGGCUGCAAAUAUUGUGUUGACAUUAAAAUCAGAAUUAUCAUAUAGUAUUUCUUAUUUUUUGACAUGUGCUGCACAUGCAAACCUCCUUAAAUUUUCCACUAAGAAUUCCUGUAACACAUUAAAAAGCAAGGAUAAAAAAACGUCUACAUGUUUUGUCCAUCUGGAUCAAAAUAAUUUAAAUAGUGUGUCUGGGAAGAACCAUACAUUGACUCUUCACUCUAUUGUAACAGCUUUGACUUCAGUUUUGUGGUAAUACUCAGACUUGAACCCGUGGUGGAGUAUUAUGACGAUGUGUGAUUAAAGGGAUAUUUCGGAGUAAACUUAAGUUAAGGUAAAACACACCGUAACACUGAGUUAGACACCCCCCCGAGAGAUGAAUGUUGCUGACUGCUUGCUUCGCUAAUUAUACCAACUUCAGUAACGACCGCAGGAUAGCAAUACACAGCUGUCUACGUCUCCAUGCGCAAACCUCAACCAAAAAGCCACUCUAUAGCCACAAAUAAUGCUCAGAACAGCACCUAACUUCAUCAACAGUACAUAUAGAGUCCCAGCCGUAGUACUAGCCAGCAAACGUCUUUUUAGCUUUGCCUGAUUUCUUUAGCAAAGAGACUAAACACAACUCACCUACUCUCCUUCAGCAGCCACUUGUUUGUGGGGAAGCCCCGACAAGUCGAUCACCGAGUGCAGCAGAGUUUCGCAUCUCAAGGAAGAACAUUUAUGAUUAUUACUUCAUGGAAAUGCAAUCAGAGUUCUUGUGUAUCUUGUAUGUGCACUGCAGACGCGGUAGUUCUUCUGCUUUAGUGUCUCGUUCUGAUUGCAUUUUCUUAAAGUAAUCAUUAUAAAUUUUCCGCUGCACUCGGUGGUUGACUUGUCAGGGCUCACCCACAAACAAGCCGCUGCUGAAGGAGAGUGGGUGAGUCGUGUUAAGUCUCUUUGCUAAAGAAAUCAGGCAAAGCUAAAAUUAUGUUUGGUGUCUAGUACUAUGGCUGGGACACUAUAUGUACUGUUGAUGAAGUAAGGUGCUGUUCUGAGCAUUAUUUGUGGCUAUAGAGUGGAUUUUUGGUUGAGGUUUGCACGUGGAGACAUAGACUGCUGUGUAUUGCUAUCGUGCGGCCGUUACUGAAGUUGGUAUAACCAGAGAAGCAAGCAGUCAGCAACAUUCAUCUCUCGAGGAAGUGUCUAAUUCGGUGUUGCGGUGUGAUGGACCAUAACUUAAAUUUUACGCCGGAAUAUCCCUUUAAGACUGAAGAAUCUGAGCUCUUGCCCAUCUUACAUCUGAUCACAGACUAACAUCUUUUUGCAUUUUUGAGCUUUCCUCAUAUUGAAGGCAAGACUUCAGACGGGCUGAUGUCUCUGGUUAGCCUGGCAGUUGUUGGUAGCUCACUUGUGAUAGCUACAGCCUGUCCCACCAUGCUAACUCUAUAUAAUAUAUAUAUAUAAUAUGCUAAUAUAGAUCACAGGAACCACAGUUGCUUCAAGGGGUGGACAAAUGAGUCUGCCAUGACUCACCGUCCCUUUUAAUAUUUACCUCCAUUAAGUCUUUGCAACAUCACCGCCUACAAAAACAUCCUCCUGUAAACACAAACAGCUGUUAAAGCCUGCUGAUCUAGUAAUGAUCAGCUGAUGCUGUCAUUACAAAACAAUGUGACUUCACGUGUCAGAGAAAAGGAAGUCUCGUGUCUCUACAAUCCCAUUCUCUUUAUCACUCUCUCCUCUUGUCACGUCCUCAUGUAUCUCUGGUGGGAGGGACAAAGGGGCGAGUGAGAGUUAAAUGGAUGCAACCUUAGGGAACUGGGAUAUAACCUUUGACCCUCUGCAGGCAUUACUGAUCAUUGCUUUUGGGGGAAGUUAAAUGUUUAUAAAAAACAACAUAAUUCCUCAGCAGAAAACUGAUGGAUGUGGCCCUAUAGUGUAUAUAGUUUAUUUACAUUUGUGACUUUGUUUACAUCAACUGAAAGAAGUUGUCGGAGGUGUGACAUUGAAACUCGGUCUUACUCUCCCUGUCUCCUCUAACAUCCACAGGUUCUCCCGAUCUGACGAACUGUCCCGUCACCGCCGCUCUCACUCUGGCGUCAAGCCGUACGAAUGCUCUCUGUGCGAAAAGAAGUUCGCCCGCAGUGACCACUUAUCCAAACACACAAAGGUCCACCGCAGCUCCAGGCCAAGCAGGAUUAUCAGAGCCACUGUGUGACACCUUCAGCCAGCUGAAACCCUGCCCUGCACCCACUCACCCUGCCAGCCAGCCAGCCCCGCCUGACCUGGUUCAGCUCAGACCGGGGGGCUCCCUCAAGACUUUUGGUGCUUCAUAAGCUGAACUUUUCGAGGAAUCUGGGGCUGGCUGCUGUCGUCGCCCGUCGUUUCCCGCCUUUCCCUCCCUGCCGUUUAUUCUUCGCUGUUCUUUCUGAGCUGCUAGUCUGAUACUAAGCGAACAGCCUCCUCGGGAAGGACUCGGCUGAAAGUGGAUUUCCUGGCCUUCUACUCACUGAUAUUAUAAAAACACACACACACAAUAGGAGACAGUCUCACUGCGGCCCCUCUUGCAAUCACUGCAUGCCUUCUGUUCCUGUUUCCAAGCUACCAGGUGCUGUUUGAAGGGGAUAGGUAAACAGUAACAGGAGUGUCUGUAAUUCAAUAAUGUCCUUUCUCCUUCUGAGAUUGCCCGGCUUCAUCAGAAUCUAACUUCAGGGUCCACGUGGAAAGAGCUUCCCAACAUUUUGUACUUUUCCUAAGUGACAAUAUACUUCUUUAGUGUAAUGUUUAUGUCAUGUGUUUCACUCAUAGGGCUUGUGAUGGACAGUUUAUUGAAGGGUGAAAAUGUAAAGCACCAGAAUCCCCUCGAAAUACCUUGAGUUACACUCCACCCUGAAUCUACAGUCUGACUCUUGCUAUGAGCAGCAAAUGUGAAGUCAUUGUUUUUGUCGGACUUCACAGAUGGCUCUUAGCUAACAGUUUGGAAAAACCAAGAGAAACCUUUUUUUGUUUUUUUUGCAUCCAAGCCCGGCCUUUUGGACUAAUGAAACCCCUUUUUGACUCGUAUGCCUUUUCUCAGCCCCAGAAUGCCCUAAUCUCUAUCGAUGCCUUUGUCCAAAUCACAAAACCUCACUUGAUCCUGCUGUUAUCAUAUGACUGCUCUUAUUUAACUGUGAUUCUUCGUGGGGGUUGCCAAACCAGAAAUCCCUGUUCUGGCUCUGUGGGAGCAUGAAAACUACACCGUUGGUGUGCGACAGUUUAUAAGCUCUUUGUUCUCUCAAAUUUUCGUGCAGCCGACUCUUGUGGCCUAGAAAACGCCUCGGUCUAUAUGUUGUGUAUAAGCUCAAUGGUGCAGAAGUGAUGUAAAAACACUGCUCUUUAUUAUUUACGGUAGCUUUUACUGUAAAUCAUUUGUUUGUUGUUUAUAGCAGCAAGAAAAGCUAAUAGAUUAAACGGCUGGCAAGGCAGCUAAUGUCUAUUCAAUCAUCUGUAUUAGAGUACUUAUUAUAAUGUGUACUGAACAUAAAGGACAAAGAUAACAUGUACAGCUUGUAGCCUGUAUAUAGAUGUUUUUUUUAACCAAACAUGAUCUUCAAUCAGUGCAUUAAGCUAUUCAAAGGUGUUGUCUGGAGAGGUUUCUCCGUCUGUUACGUGAGUUUGAUUGUAGCGUGAUCAAUCUGUGGAAUGUCAGACUAAUUAUGGUCUGGGAUUUGGAGUCCAACUCUAUCCACUCACAAACCAUUAAGCUGAGUCUGCUGGUUUCAAGUGCACUUGUGUUGGUGAAGACAGAGAAACAGUCGUGCUCUUAUGGCAGUUCCAUGAAAUCUACUGGAACCAUAACACGCCAAAAACAUACCAACACGCAGGUAUUUACACAGGAAGGUUUCACUGCAGCGCACAGUGCGGACGCUCUUAUCGUUUUACCUUUGAUCUCAACACUUUGGUGCUUGUUUAUCUACCAGCGCUUCACAUAUAAAGACUGUAUAACGGACAGUGUAAGACUUUAUAUAACUGGACUAUCUCUGUUGAACCGGCGGACACUUAACACUACAAACUGCAGGUUCUUCGUAUUUAAACUUUGCUCAACAACAUUGGUGCUUUUUUCGGAUAAACUCUGAAGCAGAGCACUUGUGUAUGUAGCAGUGCACACUUAUUUACACAGCCAUCAUCUUUAAUACUUCUGCCAAUAGAAUAACGGUUACAUUAGAUUUCACUCCAUAUAAACAAUCAUGCUUAGUAAUGUAGAAAACCCGUUCAAAGCAGACAGACGGGCAGACGUGUUUAUCUGUCUGAACUGGUGCCGUCUUUGUGUCUGAGCCUCCCCAGGCUGCUUCUACUGACCUACAUCCAGACCUGUAUUCCCUAAUCAUCGUCAUCAUCAUCAUCCAAUUCUUUCUCUCUCUCUCUCAGUCCCGUCUGUGUAUCUGGUUAAACACAGGCUGUAAUUGUUUUUUGUUUUUUGAAUACCAGAAAUGCUAUUUUCCUAUUUGCAAAAUAAAAGCUCAAAAAUA